UGAGGGUUUCUGUUUCUGGCUUUGCAUAUCUUUCGCGACUACGUAAAUUUAAAAUAUGAAUUUGUGAGAAUGGAUCUAUUAACUUCUUGGAAAACUGUACCUGUUCGAAAUUAUGAGGAAGAUGACGACUUGGAGCUUAACAAUACCGAAAUUAGCAGUGAAAAAAGUGAUUUCUUUUCAUUGAAACCCGAAUGGAUUCCCAACUCUUUGGUAACCGAUCUUGAGUGCGAGACUCUCGUUGUGAGUCUAUCAGCUUCUUCAUCAGCCUUGAUAUUGUCGAAUGUUCGCCUUUCCUCUCAAGCUUUGGCCUCAAUAACUGUUAAGCAGUUAGACUAUAAAAAAAAUCUAACCAAGUUCAACAUUUUUUUGUACGAACUUGAUCCAGACAAUGAAAACAUAAAGGGAACUCCGUUAUUAUUUUUGGACGCCAAUAAACCUAUUCAUUUAAGUCAAAGUUUUGAGAUUUCAAGGCUUUUAUCCGAAAAACUUCAACCUAAAAGAGUUGUUAUUAUGGACUCAUUUGAAGAACACGACUAUAUAUCGUUGCAACCUCGACCUCAAUCACCUUUUGUAAAGUAUCUGGCUACCUCUUUGUACAAAAGCACCUUUAAACCUCCCUGUUCAGAGUUGGAAGUUCCAAAUGCGAUUAAGAGCGUAGCAGCUUCUCUUCUUACUCAUUGCGAGACUUUUAAUAUACCAGCAAUCGGCAUCUUUGUUUUCCAGAGUGGAGACCCCUCAAAUAUUGAGCUCCAAACUUUAACUUUAUUGGAAUCUGUUGUUUUCAAGUUGGUGGAGUUAUCAAAUUUAAAGUUGGUAGGAGACAAAGACAAGUAUUCUAAAUUUAUAAGAGUCACAGAGCUGCCCAUUUCACUUUACUUAUAACAUCGACGCCAGUAAUAUAAAUAAAAUGUUACCCAUA
This is a messenger RNA of Zophobas morio, 919 nucleotides long. Its product is annotated as proteasome assembly chaperone 1-like. The record is from RefSeq and is a predicted model, not a curated record. Gene Ontology annotation, cellular component: endoplasmic reticulum. Lineage: Eukaryota; Metazoa; Arthropoda; Insecta; Coleoptera; Tenebrionidae. The coding region runs from base 70 to 882 and encodes 270 amino acids. Gene Ontology annotation, biological process: proteasome core complex assembly. Gene Ontology annotation, molecular function: proteasome binding. The transcript has 5 exons.